AUGCAGCAAUAUAACCUGGUCGACUUGGUUGUUCGAGAGUCUAGGCCAGAACUGCAUAUUACAGCCGAUUUUACACCACAAAACUCACUUGGCGUCCUUAGUUCACCUCCCGAACUCUUGCAACAGCUAGUCGUUGAAACACAAGGUGGCAACACUUGCGCUUGCGUUCGGUGUAUCCCACGGACAACUAUUUGCAGCUCUACGCCCAUCGUCGCCAGAAACGACUUGGCAUUCAUCAUGACGUACGACAUCCGAGCUGCCGAGGGAGUAACCAACACAACUUUGAUAACGAAUCUCGCGACGCACAUGACCAUAGCGGCAUUCACAGUCAUCGCUUGGUACAAUGUUGUCAAACUCAACAUCGCCAUAUACAUGUGGUUUAAGAGAAAGAAGGGUCUCUACUUCUGGUCAAUGCUCUUAUCCACGCAAGGCAUCCUUCUGUAUUCACUCGCUUUCAUUCUCAAAUUGUACAGUCUUGUGACUCAAUACGUGAUUACGUGUACUUUAAUUACCGUGGGCUGGUGUCUCAUGGUGACCGGGCAGUCUCUAGUUGUAUAUUCACGCCUGAAUAUCAUUGUGCCUGAGCAUCGGAGCAUCCCAGCCAUGCUUGUUAUGAUCAUUUGGAACGCAGUUACCUUGCAAAUACCAACUACUAUUCUUGCAUAUGGGUCUAAUUCGCCGCAGCCCGAUAGAUUUAUAAGCGGCUACAGGAUCAUGGGAAUAAUCCAGAUGACAUUAUUCUCAGUCCAGGAGCUCAUUAUCUCUGCUACAUAUACAUGGGCAACGAUCCGAUUCCUGCGCCCGGUUUACAAUAGCCAGGUUCGAUCAGUUAUGAUACAAUUGCUGUGUAUUAAUGUUGCGAUAAUACUGAUGGAUGUAGCAUUGCUAGCAAUGCAAUACGUCAACUACUAUUCCAUCCAAGCAGUUAUAAAGUGUGCGAUUUAUAGCGUGAAGCUAAAGCUCGAGUUUGCGGUACUGAAUCAGUUAGUACGCUUGUCUAAGCCACCUCAGGUUUUCAUUUGGUUUACAGGAACAGCAAUACGCAUUACCAUCGAGAAUAGGGUUGAGCCAAGUCAAACCAGUUGGGGCAUCGGAAAUGGCGAAAAAGGUUUACCACUCAACGACAGGAGAUGGCAAUACAACAUCGACCGUGAUGACAGUUCUGGAGACAUGCUAGCGCUUGUCGGCUAUUGA
This is a messenger RNA of Pochonia chlamydosporia 170, 1194 nucleotides long. RefSeq lists its product as hypothetical. Lineage: Eukaryota; Fungi; Ascomycota; Sordariomycetes; Hypocreales; Clavicipitaceae. The transcript has a single exon. The coding region runs from base 1 to 1194 and encodes 397 amino acids. The record is from RefSeq and is a predicted model, not a curated record.